AUGACCAGAGACGUGCGCGAGGGCGUCUGCUCCUUCUUUGGGCUCCGCUUUCGAGUUUUUGACACAGCAGGACUCGAACCCGCGACCUCUACCUCCCACCAGGGCCAUGAGGGUAGUGGGGCGGGAGGGAGUGGUGGUGGGGGAAGGAUUGUGGGAUUUACUCCGAGCCUUCUGGGGAAUUUACCAGAGGCGGAUCGUGCGGCUAUGGAGGCGUCGAUUCUGCAACGAACGGCUGAAAUCACGUCGUACUUGCUGGGGCAGGCAGCGGCUGUGCUGUUUCUCGUGGAUGCCAGAGCUGGCAUUCAACCUGCUGACGUGGAGGUUGCUGAUUGGCUGCGUCGCUCUGUGCCAAAGCACCGGGUGGUGCUGCUGGCGAAUAAAUGCGAGGGGCUGGGCGGCGACAGCACAGGCCUGCUGGCGUGCCACGUGGCAGAAGCCUAUUCGCUGGGGUUCGGCGACCCGAUCCCGAUAUCGGCCGAGUCUGGGGAGGGACUGGAGGACCUUUAUGCUGCUGUGAAGGGACCGGUGGAGGAGAAAGAGAGGGAGGGGAGAGAGGAGAGGGAGGAAAGGCAGAGGGAUUUGAGAGAGCGGAGAGAGGAUAUGGAAGGAAGAAAGAUGGCCAUUUCAGGGAUGAGUCAACGUACAGAGGAGGCCGGCGAUUUUGCGGCGUUGCCUGACAGCAGUGAGUGUUCUGAUGCAGCGCUAAAUGGUGACGCUGCUUAUGCCGCUGUGGCUCUAGAUAUAACCACCUCACCUGCAGCAGAGGAGGAGGUGGUGGAGGAGGAGGAGGAGGACGACGACGAAGCAGCAGCACAAGCGUUGUUAUCAUCCUCAGCAGCAGAAGCAGCAGCAGCAGCAGAGGCGGCAGAGGCGGCAGAAACCUCAGAGAUUCCGCUACAGCUGGCGAUAGCAGGGCUGCCGAACGUGGGCAAGUCAACGCUGGUCAACUCGCUGCUGGGGGCUCAGCGCGUUCUGACGGGGCCGGAGCCAGGGCUCACUAGGGACGCUGUGCGCAUUGGCAUCACGUACCAGGGCAAGCCCAUGUGGCUGGUGGACACGGCGGGGUGGGUGAAGGCAGCGCAGGCGAGGCAGAGGGGGCCGGUGUCACUGGCGCGCAUGGACAUGGAGAGGAGCAUUGGACGCGCGCACGUGGUGGUGCUGGUGCUGGAUGCUGCCGUGGUGGCGGAAGAGGAGAAGUCGCUCAAGACAGCAGAGAGGGCGCUGGCGCGGUGGGUGUGGGAGGAGGGGCGCGCACUGGUGGUGGCGGCGAAUAAGAUGGACGCAGUGGGGGGGGACAGGGACAAGCGGUGGGUGCGCAAGAAGGUCAGGCGGGCCGUGCCUUUGGAGAUCGCUGCCCUGCUGCCGCAGGUGGGUGAGCGAGGGAGGGACAAGCGGUGGGUAAGGAAGAAGGUCAGGCGGGCCGUCCCGGUGGAGAUCGCUGCUCUGCUGCCGCAGGUGGGUGAUGAGGGCUGGUGUUGGAGUGUCACUAGAGGGACUAGAGGGGCGGCAGGGACAAGCGGUGGGUGCGCAAGAAGGUCAGGUGGCCCGUCCCGCUGCUCUGCUGCCGCAGUGUUCACGUCAGCACUGCAUGGCGAGGGAGGCAAGGAGCUGAUGCAGGCGGUGUCAGACGCGUACGACCGGUGGAACACCAUGCUGCCUGCUGCACGGCUCAAGCACUGGCUGCCACAGACCCUGAGGAAGCUUCCUGGCUCGUGCACUGCAGCUUCCGUAAAGAGCAUUGUGCAGGUGAAGUCACGACCGCCCACCUUCUUGGUCCGUGUCACCGCUGCUGCUGCAGGGGACCGCUCUCUCGCCCGCUUCUUCUCCACCAGAAUUGCAGCUGACUUUGGGUUUGAUGGCGUGCCGGUGCGUGUGGUGCUGCGAACAAAGGAGGGCACCAGAUGGUGA
This is a messenger RNA of Closterium sp. Naga37s-1, 1908 nucleotides long. The record is from the annotation of a GenBank genome assembly. Lineage: Eukaryota; Viridiplantae; Streptophyta; Zygnematophyceae; Desmidiales; Closteriaceae.